This is a messenger RNA of Halteromyces radiatus, 1853 nucleotides long. RefSeq names its product alkaline-phosphatase-like protein. Gene Ontology annotation, molecular function: alkaline phosphatase activity. The transcript is spliced from 9 exons. The record is from RefSeq and is a predicted model, not a curated record. Gene Ontology annotation, biological process: dephosphorylation. NCBI's taxonomy places the organism in Eukaryota, Fungi, Mucoromycota, Mucoromycetes, Mucorales, Cunninghamellaceae. Gene Ontology annotation, cellular component: fungal-type vacuole membrane. The coding region runs from base 21 to 1742 and encodes 573 amino acids.
UUUUUUUUUUGUUGGUUGGAAUGAGUGAACCAUUAUUGAAUAGUUACAACCUUGAUAACGACUUGCAAAAUGAAGAAGAACUAGUUGAAUGGAAAAAUACUUUUAAGUCAACAAGAUAUUCCCUUUUGAAAAGAUUUAUUGGUCUUAUCGUUAGUGUCUUGUUAUUAGUCUUAUUAGGAAUGACUAUUGCUCUGUUUUUAACGCCAUUAAAAACAGUUGAAGAACCAACAGAAGAAUUCAAUAAUAAUAAUAAUAGUAACAAUAAUAACGAUACUAUAAACCAACCGAAAUUACGAAAUGUUAUCAUGAUGAUAAGUGAUGGAUUAGGACCAGCAUCUGUAUCAUUUGCACGUACUUAUCAUCAAUAUAUUAACAAUUUGCCUUAUGACUUUGAAAUGCCUUUGGAUACUAUUCAUAUUGGUCAAUCUCGUACAAGAAGUUCUAGUACUUUGGUAACUGAUAGUGCUGCUGGCGCUACUGCCUUUAGUUGCGGUUUAAAAACAUAUAAUGGUGGUGUUGGAGUGGAUCCUCAUGGCAAACCUUGUGGAACUCUUUUGGAAUCAGCAAAACAUCACUUACAAAUGAAAACUGGAUUAGUAGCCACUUCAAGAAUUACACAUGCUACUCCAGCUUCCUUUUCAGCACAUGUGGUCGAUCGGGAUAACGAAAAUGCUAUUGCUACACAACAAAUGGGAGAGAAUCCAUUAGGUGUUAGUGUGGAUUUGAUGUUUGGUGGAGGUUAUUGUCACUUUUUACCUAAAUCUGUACAUCAAAGUUGUCGCAGAGAUGAACGCCACUUAUUGGAAGAAGCCAAACAAAAAUUCAAUUGGACCACAGUGACACAUGGUGAUCGACACUUUUGGGAUGAUAUACCUGUUGAUCCUUCCUUACUACCCAUCAUCAGUCUAUUUACACCAGACCAUAUGUCGUAUGAAAUUGAUCGUGAACAAUCGAAGGAACCUAGUUUGACUGAAAUGUCUGAUAAAGCUUUACAAUUAUUAUCAAGUGCAACCAAAGAUUCUGAUACUGGAUUCUUUUUGAUGAUUGAAGGAAGUCGGAUUGAUAUGGCUGCUCAUUCUAAUGACCCUGCUGCUCAUGUACAUGAGAUUUUAGAAUACCAGAACACCAUUGCUCUUGUUAAAAACUUUGUAGAUCAGCAUCCAGAUACUAUUAUGAUAUCUACAAGUGAUCAUGAAACUGGCGGACUCUCUUUAGCAAGACAAGUUUCUGCGAAAUAUCCAAAAUAUUUGUGGUACCCUGAUGUACUCAAGAAUGUCAAAAGAUCUACAGCUAUUUUAGGAACAGAAAUACUUCAUUUGAACAAGGAUGAUAGACAAAAGAAAAUCACUGAACAAUUAGGAAUAGUGGAUAUCACUAAAGAAGAAAUGGACACGCUGGGGAAAAUCUCAAGUAAGAAGCGCAUGGAUCAAUAUUUGGCUGAAAUGAUAUCUAUACGAUCACAACUCGGCUGGACUACGCAUGGUCACAGUGGUGUGGAUGUAAAUCUUUACGCUUAUGGACAAAACCUGAAUGAUUUACGAGGAAGUCAUGAAAACAUCGAGAUUGGACAAUUUAUAUCUGAAAAAUUGGGAUUGGAUUUGGAUGAUGUGACAACUCGACUGAACAGGGCUGAUCCUUCCUUUCAUCUGACACCACUUACUGAAAAGGGGAAGGUGGACUAUACCAAUCACUUGGAUCAAUAUCAUCAUGAAGCUAGUCUUUUACAUCAUCCUGCUCUAUAGUAUAUAUAUAUUCUAAUAUAUUUCAUUUAUUUUCCUCUAUUCAUUUUGUAUAUAUCAUUUUAUCAAUAAAAUAAAUUGUUUAAGUCGCCUAAGGCGUUCCUUUUUUUUUUU